AUGAGAACUUAUAAUACACCAAAAGCAGAUGAAGUAGCUAUAAUAUAUGGUUAUGAAAAAUUACAUAGUGCUUAUAAUUCUUUACAAUAUCCAAUAUUAUUUCCAUUUGGAGAAUAUGGUUGGCAUAAAGGUAUAUUAAGAGCAAAUGUUCAACAAAAAGCAAUUAAACAAAAUAAAAAUGAAGAUAUUAAUAUACAAGAAGAAUUUCUUAAAAUAAUUGAAGAAGAAGAAAUUGUUAACCAAUUUGAAAAAGAUGAAGAAGAUCAAAUUGCUAAUCAAGUUGCUACAAAUAUUAUUAAAGAUUUUAAUUCAAAUUUAACUGCAGAAAUUCAACAAAAAGAAAUUAUUGAAGUUGAUGACUUUUCAAAAACAAUGACUGUUGAAUUUGACAAUUUAUUACAAAGAAGUUCAGGUUUAUCAGGUGUUUUUGAUGAUAUAGCUCUUAAAUCCUCUACAAGUAUGAGUAUUAAUAAACUUAGUAAAGAAAAAAUUAUAGAAAAAGAAAUUGAAUCUCAAACUGAAUUAAAAAAAGAUAAUAUUGAAUCUCAAACUGAAUCAGAAAAAGAUGAUAAUAAUAGUA
Messenger RNA from Dentiscutata erythropus, 580 nucleotides. NCBI's taxonomy places the organism in Eukaryota, Fungi, Glomeromycota, Glomeromycetes, Diversisporales, Gigasporaceae. The record is from the annotation of a GenBank genome assembly.